Molecule: messenger RNA, 1158 nt
Organism: Saccostrea cuccullata (small rock oyster)
Lineage: Eukaryota; Metazoa; Mollusca; Bivalvia; Ostreida; Ostreidae
Exons: 1
Coding region: 1-1158 (385 amino acids)
Source: RefSeq, a predicted model, not a curated record
AUGUUGGAGUUCAUCAAAGUCCAUGUUAAACAUGCUUUUGGUUACAUGCAGGAAUUCAUAGAAAGGAAAAAGAAACAAAUUUUAGCAGAUUCCGAUAUCUUAGUAUCAACUAUCAUGCCAAAACUGCUAACGGAAAAAACGUCAUUGAAAAAACAGUACACAGAUGCAAACAAUGAAAUUGAUGUAGUGUUAAAGAAAGCAGAGGAAUUAAAACACAGUAUCCUCGAGAACAUUAACAAUGUUUUUACUAGUUUUCAAAAACGAAUGAAUGUUGAAAAGGACAUUAUACAAUCAAAAUUUCAAAACCAGAAUGUUUCUGUGAAUGAAGCUUAUUCUAAAGCAUCACAGGAGCUUCAGAAAUAUCGUGAUAUAAUUCAUUUGGAUGAUGAAAAGGAUACUUUAAAGAUGAUAUUAAACUUCAAAAAGGAUGACCAGGCAUUCCCCAUCAAUUGCCGUUUUUCCUGUGACUUUCAAAAGAAUAUAAAAUCUCCCAUUGUUGUCCAAGGGAAGUUUCUUAGUCUGGUACAAGAAGUUCAUGAUGGUGAAUUCGGAAACCUUGAGGUUGAUCUCCAUUAUAAUUCUGCAGAAGACACGGUCUCCCAUGAUGGGCCAGGACUGCUAAACAAAGCUUUAGUUAUAAAAACGAUUCAAACGAAGAUCACAAACAUUUUCCGUUUUGUGUGUGAAGGAUCUAAAGUGUGGAUAAACCAGUACACGAAACCAAUAAUUUACCACUUACAUCUAUUGGGUGAUUCCACCGAUGAAAAAGGUAAUAAUGAAAUGAUGUGUCCAGUUCCGCCAAGUGAUAUUACGAUGGUCGACCAUGGAAUAUACUACAGUGGGGAAAGAGAGGGUAUUUUCAGCGUGAAAGAUGGUGUGUCAAAACUGCUUCUAGCAAAACGUGAUUGGUGGACCGAAGGACUCUGUGCAACAAGUACAGGCGGACUUCUGGUUUGUGUAUCCAAUAUGUUUUCAGAGGAGGUUAAGAUUAUCAGAUGUGAUAUGUCGAAAAUAAAAGGGGAAUUGAUAAUAAUUCAAGAAAUUCAGUUUAAUGGAGAGAAACCUUUGUUUCAUUUUGGAGAUUGUGGACACUUUGUUGCAGAGAAUAAAAAUGGAGACGUCGUGUCUCCGAUGGUAAUGCUGAUGCAGUCAUUGUAG